Salpingoeca rosetta is the source of this 2319-nucleotide messenger RNA. RefSeq names its product ABC transporter. The coding region runs from base 58 to 2319 and encodes 753 amino acids. Gene Ontology annotation, cellular component: plasma membrane. NCBI's taxonomy places the organism in Eukaryota, Choanoflagellata, Craspedida, Salpingoecidae. The record is from RefSeq and is a predicted model, not a curated record. The transcript has 9 exons. Gene Ontology annotation, molecular function: ATP binding; ATP hydrolysis activity; ABC-type transporter activity.
ACACACACACACACACACACACACCUCCAGCAAGAGGCUUGAGUGUGCACCUUGAAGAUGGCUGACCAACAGCACCAGCACGAUGAGGACGUGACCAUUGUGGACGUGGACUCUGUCGUGCCGAGCAGGCCGUCCGCGAGCAGCGUGACGACAUACGAGGACUCGGCCGCCGGCACCAAGCGCACGACGUUCUCCACCACACCAGAGGCUCGCCAAAGCAGCAACACGAGCGUGUCAAACCCGCAGCAGGAGCGGAAGGAGGCUGCUGCCAGGUACUUUGACGGCGAUGAGGACCUCGUGUUCGACCCGCGCCUGCUGGAGGCUUCCACUGGCAGCAUGCUCGGCGGUGCCAAGAACGAGCAUGUCGUGGAGAUGAACGGCGAUGGCGGCAGCCAUGGCCAGCCGUCGUUUGCCGACGUGGACAGCACGCGCCACCCAACUGUCCUGCAGUUUUCCGACGUCAAGUACGAAGUCGACGUCACUGUCAACAAGCAGAAGACGGUCAAGCCCAUCCUGAAAGGGCUGAGCGGGCAGGUGAAGCCUGGUCAAGUGCUCGCCAUCAUGGGCGCAUCCGGCGCUGGCAAGACGACGCUGUUGAACAUGCUGGCUGGUCGGCUGUCAGCGGCCGGGCACGGGCGCAGCAGCGGCUCCAUCCUGGUCAACGGGCAGAAGCGAAACUUCAACACGUUCCGGCAGAUCAGCGCGUAUGUGUUGCAGCAGGACAGCUUCUUUGCCACGCUCACCGUCCGCGAGACCAUCACCCUCUCGGCCAUGCUGCGGUUGCCUGCAAGCAUGACGCAGGAAGAGAAGCUGAUGCGCGUGGACAGCGUGAUUGCAGAGCUUGGGCUGGCUAAGUGUGCAGACACGUUUGUGGGCAAUGAGCUGAUUCGCGGCGUCUCUGGUGGCGAGAAGAAACGCGUCAACGUCGGCACAGAGCUCGUCACCAACCCUUCGUUGGUGUUCCUUGACGAACCAACGUCGGGCCUCGAUUCAUUCAAUGCACAGAAUGUCAUGCAGACGCUGCUCACCCUCGCCAAGAGCAACCGCACCAUCAUCGCCACCAUCCACCAGCCGCGCUCGUCCAUCUUCCAGAUGUUUGACCUGCUGCUCCUUCUCUCGGAGGGCCACACCAUGUACUUUGGGCCCGCAGCAGACGCCGUUGGCUACUUUGGCAGCAUUGGGUAUGGGUGCCCGGACGAGUUCAACCCUGCCGACUACUUCCUCGACCUCGUGUCGCUCGACCAGCGCAACCCGCGCGCCCUCGACGCCACAAGGAAGCGCAUUUCUUUCCUCAGCGAGCGGUUUGAGGAGCACCAGCAGCGGCACCCGGUCGUCACAGACGUGUCUGACGUCAUCUCCCAGCACGAGAAGGACUUGCUUGCAAGCAACAGCGGCGAGGGCAGCGGCCGUGCCCCGGCCAAGUACAACACGUCGUUUCUGCGGCAGUUUGUGCUGUUGUACCAGCGCUCGCUCAAGGCGAUGGCACGGGAGAAGAUUGACAACAUUGCGCGGCUCGGGCAGACGGUUGUGUUUUCGAUCAUCCUUGGCAUCAUCUGGCUGAACGAGGGCGGGAGUGGGGACUCGUCGUCGGUGCAGGCCAUUGCCGGCGCCAUGUUCUUCCUCCUCAUCAACCAGUCGUUCAGCGGCAUCUUCGGCAUUUUGUUCAUCUUCCCUGUUGAGCGGGCGGUGGUGUUGAAGGAACGCGCGUCCCGUUCGUACCACGUCGGCGCGUACUUCUCCGCCAAGACCGUCGCAGAGAUGCCACGCUCCUUCCUCCUCAACCUCCUCUUCUCCAUCGUCACCUACUUUAUGGUUGGCCUGCGUGGCGGCGCGGACCACUUCUUCCUGUAUGUUCUCACCAUCUUCCUCGUGUCCCAGACGGCGGAAGGCAUUGCGCUCAUCGUAUCGGCCAUUGCAGACGAUCCGCAGCAGGCCGGCGCAAUCUCCCCCAUCUUCAUUGUGACGAGUAUGCUGUUUGGCGGCUUCUUCAUUGGCGUGGACCAGAUCCCGGCCUGGCUCGCCUGGCUCAAGCACCUCAGCUUCCUCAAGUACGGCUUUGCUGCGAUUAUGCAGAAUGAGUUUGAGGGCCGCAUGCUGGAUGCAUCGUGCGCCACCACCGUCGCUGUCAACGGCACCGCGUCUGGCGCGGGCGAUGACCUGUGCUUUGCCACGGGCGAGGAGGUUCUCGACUUUUACAACCUCUCCGAGCUGUCCCUUGGUGCCAAUAUGGGGGUGCUGCUUGGUCUCAUUGUCGGCUUCCGUCUCAUCUCCUACUGGAUUCUCCGGCGCAACGGGCCCGUCUACGACACGGCGCUCUGA